GCGACCAACUGCUCAGAGUUUUGUGAGUAGCCUGCACCCCAUAAUGACACAUCCCAGGGAAACUGAUGGUCUGUUCAUGACAUUGCAGCUUUAACUGGUCUGAAAAGCAUGUGAUUGGGAAACACAUACAACUUCAGCAAUAAUGGCAUCUGAACAGACUCCAACCCCCAAACAACAGCCCAGCUCCACAGCUGCCCACAAGAUUGUUCUGUUUGAGCAGGAGAAUUUUCAGGGACGUUUCCAUGAACUGAGCGGCCCCUGCCCUAACUUGAAAGAGGCCGGAAUGGAGAAGAUUGGGUCUCUGGUGGUGCACUGUGGACCAUGGAUUGGCUAUGAGCAGGCAAGCUGCAAAGGCGAACAGUUUGUCUUUGAGAAAGGAGAAUAUCCCCGCUGGGAUUCCUGGACAAACAGCCGCAGAAGUGACACCCUCGGCUCCCUCAAACCCGUGAAACUGGACGGACAUGAGCACAAGAUUAUCCUUUUUGAAAACCCCAACUUCACCGGAAAGAAAAUUGAAAUUAUUGAUGAUGAUGUGCCAAGUUUCCAUGCACAUGGCUACCAGGAGAAAGUCUCAUCCAUUCGUGUUCUGAAUGGAACAUGGGUUGGCUACCAGUAUCCAGGUUACCGAGGUUACCAGUACCUGUUCGAGAAGGGAGAAUACAAGGACAAUACCGAAUUUGGAGCCCAGCACCCUCAGAUCCAGUCUGUCAGGCGUAUUAGGGAUAUGCAGUGGCACCAGAGGGGGAUCUUUCAUCCUACCAACUGAAAUCCAUCUUUGCUCCAAAGCUUCUUGCAUUAGUCUCUGACCAAUUUGCUGCUAAUUUCUCAAAAGCAUGUUAAAUGAAUGCAACCCCUACAGUAUUCUGUAUGAAUACAACUGCUGAGCCAAUUCAAUAAAGUC
Callorhinchus milii (elephant shark) is the source of this 901-nucleotide messenger RNA. Its product is annotated as beta-crystallin B2. The record is from RefSeq and is a predicted model, not a curated record. Gene Ontology annotation, molecular function: structural constituent of eye lens. Bases 143 to 766 code for a protein of 207 amino acids. NCBI's taxonomy places the organism in Eukaryota, Metazoa, Chordata, Chondrichthyes, Chimaeriformes, Callorhinchidae. The transcript is spliced from 6 exons. Gene Ontology annotation, biological process: lens development in camera-type eye; visual perception.